UUUUCAUACCAACUGUAUAAUUUUAUCUUAACCUACCUAGUUGCUCUCGUGUUGUGAUCUAUGUAAGCAGCGAGUCAAGAUCAUAAAAAAAUGGUGCGGAAGACGUUUUGCUCAAUAAAAGUGCUUCUGAUUACGACUUUGGCGUUGCUUGUGGUACUUGUUGGUGUCUUGGUGCUCUCAUUUGUUGGAGUUCCUAAAAUUAUUGACAGUCAAGUGAAAAGUUCAGUCCAGUUAGAGAAAGGAACAGAACAAUGGGACAGAUUCGUGGAACUGCCCUUCCCACUCCAUUUUAAGGUAUGGCUUUUCAAUGUAACGAAUCCUGAAGAAAUCCAGAAAUCGGCCAAGCCUAUUUUGAAUGAAGUUGGACCUUAUUAUUAUGAUGAAACCGUGAUAAAAGAUAUUAUGUUAUAUAACCCCUCUGACGAUACUGUAACUUACAAACGGAAGCUUUCCUUCGCCUUCAACAAAGAGGAAUCAGGUACUCUAACAGAAGAUGACGAAUUGGUCCUCUUGAAUCCUGUCAUGUUGAGCAUGUCGCAAUUGACGACUGUAUUGGAAAGGAUGGCACUGGGAGGAUGUUUGGACAGGAUAUUUCCCGAUCGUUACAACAACCUCUUCAUAAAAGUCAAAGUGGGAAUGAUGCUCUUCGAAGGGUACGAAUUUGCUGUUAAGCAUGAUGACCUGGGGGUGGCAUGUGGCAUCAUAAGAAACAAAGUCAUACAGAAAACUGCGAACAUUAGGAACAUAGAAAAAGUAUACAAAGAUGGGAAAUUAUAUUCGCUGAGGUUCUCUUUCUUCCAUUAUAAAGAAAGUCCCGAUGGUGUAUAUAGCGUGUCAAGAGGCGUCGACGACAUUUCAAUGUUAGGACACAUACGCAGGUGGAAUGAAGCCAUUCAGCUGCCCUUCUGGGGUAGAUCGAUUUCCUUUAAUAACGAUACGUGCAAUACUGUCAGGGGUACAGACUCUACAAUUUAUCCACCUUCUAUAACCGAGAACUCAGAAUUGGACAUAUUCAACACUGAUAUAUGUAGAGUAAUCAAAAUUACGUAUGCUGGUCAGGAUACAUACAAGGGAGUUGAUGGUUUCAUCUUUACGAUUAAUGAGAAUACAUUAAGGAACGAAACGGAAUUUGCUGAGAACGACUGUUUUUGCGUACAGCAAACUUUGAAUGAGCUUGGUGAAUCCAGUUGCUAUUUGGAUGGUCUAAUCGACCUGAAAUCUUGUGUAGGUGCUCCGAUUCUAUUAUCUUUUCCUCAUUUUCUCUAUGCCGAUGAUCAUUAUCGAGAAGCGGUUGAAGGCGUUGACGAGCCUGAUGAAUCCAUCCAUAAACUAUAUUUAUUAGUUGAACCGAACACAGGCACGCCUUUGGAAGGAAAAAAAAGGGCGCAGUUAAAUGCCGUUUUAAGGCCAGCUAAUUUUCUCUCAUUCAGUGAAGACCUUCCACAAGUGGUAAUCCCAAUGUUCUGGGUUGACGAGGGUGUCAGUUUACCACAGAAGUAUGUCGAUGAAUUAAAUGACAUGUACUUCAACAGGCUACAAAUCGCUGCCGGAGUCAAAUAUGGUGUGAUAGCGGUUACACUAGCGGCUGUAGUGACAUCUACUGGAUUUCUCGUUAGGAAAAAAUUUUUCACUGGAUAAUAAUAUACUCUAUUUUUAUUAUUUUUUAAUAAAUAAAUGAAAAUGC
Molecule: messenger RNA, 1684 nt
Organism: Anoplophora glabripennis (Asian longhorned beetle)
Lineage: Eukaryota; Metazoa; Arthropoda; Insecta; Coleoptera; Cerambycidae
Product: sensory neuron membrane protein 2
Exons: 9
Coding region: 91-1638 (515 amino acids)
Cellular component (GO): cytoplasm; membrane
Molecular function (GO): scavenger receptor activity
Source: RefSeq, a predicted model, not a curated record